CUAUCCAAUCGGAUCACACGCACACUACACUGCCCGUUAGAAGCAUGGCGCUGCGGGAGCUAUCUUCGUUGGAGAAAUAUUUAGGAUUAAAAAAGCCGAACAAGUACAGCACACAGGGGGAUAAAAAGGUGACAUGACCCGUUUCUUAUUUUGCUUUAAUCCUAAACUUCAUACUACAGUACUACUCUGUUUUAAAGCCGUAAAGCGAGUGUAGAUAGCGCCCAGGAGCUAGCAGUAUAUGCUAACAAGCUAGACCCGUGUGUCAAAGAAGGUCUCUUUUGGCUUAUCUAUUAUGUAAAAUAAGGUGAUGUUUUACUAUAGACCUAUCUAUUAAGCAGAAAUUCAUGACAUCUCAAGGUAACGUGGAUGCCGGUUGUUUCAUUUUUACUACUCAGCAUAAUGAAAAUAGCAGUAUGCUUCGCGCAUGCGCAGGGGAGGAGUGGUUGUGCUGUACCAAUAGAGAAUGAAUGAAUAAUCCAGGAGAGGGGUGACAGUUGAAGAUGGAAAGGCUGUGAUUUUUUGGCUUUUACACUAUUUUUAUCUCACCCUUGCCUCUUUGCUCUCUCUCUCUCUCUCUCUCUCUCUCUCUCACCUGUCCAUACAGAUACCUGUCUUACAGAAUAAUAAUGGUCCUCCGCUGGUGGGGCUGGUGACCAUCGCCUGUCACCUGGUGAAAGAAGCCAAGCGCCCAGAGCUGCUGGGGGACUCUGCAGAGAGCAGGGCUGUGGUGCAGCAGUGGCUGGAGCACCGAGUCACCAAGCUAGACGGCUGCACAAAAGAAGAUAUGAAGACUAUUCUGAAGGUAGUAGGCAUGUGCCGAUAUGACAAAUUUGAUAUCACGAUAUUGGUGGCCCAAAAUAUCAGGAUUCACGAUAUUAUCACGAUAUUAGCGCAGUGCUUUUAACAUUAUUAAAAACGGCAAAAAACUGCGAAAUCACUUCUCUGUGCACAGCAUGACACGCACAAACAAUAUGAGCAAGAGGCAGCAAACGCAACGUUGGGAGCAUUAGUUUUUUGGAGCUAAAGUUAGCAGAAACGUCACUAAUGUUGUCAAUAAUAAGUAGUAGUGUAGACCGAUGCUGGAUGGUGUUCAUGGAGGUGGGCACGUAGGUUUGAAGUGUUAGAGAACGGUGCUGCAACUUCCUUACAGCAUAACCUGCAGAUUUGUGUCAGGUAAAACGUCCAUACUGCCGACGAAACCUUUUUAAUAGGGGGAUACAGCUGAGGUGUUUCUUCAUUCUCAGUCUCCGACUGUUCUUGGUCCGGCUGCAUCGUUACGUUGGUUGGAAGUUGGAACGGGUGCAUUAAUAUUUUUUUCUUCUUCCAACUGUUUCCGGUUCACAGAGUGGACACACUCCAACAGUGCUUUGGGUGGCCGCAAUGCAUUGUGGGUGUUUUAAAAUUUCUUAAUUUUCUCUUUUAAUGUUCUCGUUUUUGUCAGGCUGGCAUUAAUUCGAGAGUUUGUUUUUGGAUGUGGGACUACUUUUGUGGUGGUUUGUUUGUACAUUUUGCUACCAAGGCUUUUUUACGGUGGGUAAGGCUACAACCGGGUUAGGUUGGUAAAUACUCAGCUUCGCUCGCCUCCGCAGAGUGACGCUGCCACUACAUUAUAAUUGUGGAACGAUUAUUACAGUACCCUACGAUUUCAUCAUAAAUUCAAUGAUGUUUCUCUUGUUCUUCAUUCAAACUUCUAUCUCAGUUUGCAGAUGACAGUUCAUCCAAAUAAGUCAUUAAAAACUGGUCCUUACCUUCAAAAGGCACCACAGCAUCUCAGUUUUCUCCUCUCUUGGCAGCUGUGUGUGCAUGAGUGCUUAGUUUUUGCAGGCAAAGGCGACAGGAAUACAGACUGAUGUAUGGCCCUUCAGUGACAUGGCCCCACAUGACAGAGAAAAAUGCUUUAAUGUGCCUGACGCCAGUCAGCGUGAAAUGGAUCACCAGCCACUGGUCUGCUGGACGCAUAGCGCCUCUUGGCACUGUUGUGUCAGCGUGGAGUGUUUACGUGUGUGUCUGUGUGCGCACACUUCUCAGCAUGACACGCACUUGUGGCAUGGCUGAGGAAUCAUGCUGUGCGGCAGCAUGUUUUCUGGACAGGCCUUUUAAAUAUUUUAAUGGUGCCACUUACAGAAGGAAGUCGCCCAGAGCAGCUCAGUCGUGUCGCCCGGUGGCCCCCUGUCCUGUCCUGCUGCUUUGGCUCCAUCUUUAACACCCCCCUCACAAGCACACCAGUCAUCUUCCAUUAUAUUGUCCGGAGAUAAAAACUGUCAACUGCAUGGAGUUCUUAAACUUUCUCACCCUUGAGUGCAAAUGAAGAAUUCAUAGUUUUUUCAAGCUGAGACUUGUUUCUUUAGGGAACGCCGUGUCACGCAUGUAGUUUGAUUUAGACAAGAGAGGCUAGAGAGGACAUGCAUGUAUUAAGUUCAUUUUAAUUUUAGAGCACUUUCAAAGACAUAAGUAUACAACACAAAGCAUAAACAACAAGUUGACUCUAUGAGCUGUUCAACAUGAAUCAGUAUUUAGGUGUGUUAAAUGUGAGAGGUUCACUGCCUCAACCUCCAAAGGACAUCCGGUAAGUUGAGAGUUUGGAAAAGUCUGCCCUACCUCCAUAAAUCAGUGAGACUAGGAGUGGAUUCAAGUUUGACGAAGUUGCUUACCAGUUGUUUGAAAAGUGAAACACACAGUCAAAUAAAACACAACUGAAUAAAUGCAUGCAGUUUGUUCAAACGUUGUCUUAAGUCAACAGUUGCACCAACAUCUUUACAACAGGCAGCAGGCAUGCGUCAGUUAUGAAAGACUGGAAAGUUUACUGAAUGCUUAAUUAGACCGUUAAAUGCACAGUGCCUGUAAUGUGUCUUGAUAGAAUGUAUAGAUUGAUGGUCAGCAAUGAUAGAAAGUAGUCCCUUCACUAUUGUGGCACCAGAUAACUGUCAACAGAGGCUAAGUUAAAGUGCAUUUAAAAAUAAUAAGUACAAAGGCAUUUGUGAGUGCAGCUCCGUCUAAUGAUUGAAGACCCUCUGAGUAUAUGGUUGUUUACUUGGAGCUUUACUUUGCAUAACAAAACAAUACUUUUUACAAAUAAUAUUGACAAAAUUGUGACCCGAUGUAAACAUGGUCAGAAACUAUUUUGCUCUCAAAGACCCACAGCUGCACUAAUUACCCAAGAAAAACCUGCAGGUCUCACAUUACAUGUCUCCUCCAAUAGGAGAGCUGCAGUGGUAAUCGGCUUCAAUUCAGUGUUGUUUUUUUCCACGACGAAGACGUGAUGUUGAUGAGCUAAACAUAAGUCUUAGAUGACUAAAAUGUGACAAGGCAAAUGUGUGUUUACAUUGACGAGACAUGACGUCAAUGUAAACACGUCAGUGGUGGACGAAGAACAGAAUUGCAAAAUUCAUGAGCAUUUCGUCAGUCAAUUGCUAAACAUAUAUUCUGCAGUGUUGUUUUCGUUGGCGAUGAUGUUGACGAAAACUUUUCCGUCAACGAAAACAACACUGCUUCAAUUAAAGUUUAAAGUAAAACUAUACAACUGUUCAGUCUCUCAGAAUUCCAAUCAGGUUAAAUAACAGAAAUGAUUAAAUAUCUGUCAAAUGAUCAGUAGUGCACAAACGGCUCUAACAGCAUUAAUGUUAUAAGAGCUGCUGAUUUUAUAGUUGGUGCAUGACCCACCCAAAGGGCGAAAAACAAGACUUCAAACAAGGAAUUUUUCACGUUUUUUUCAAUUUCAGAAACAAAGUUGGUACCUAACUCUGUACGUUUAAAUGUAGCUGCAAGCUUUAUCACAUUGUUUAAUGUGACUGUACCAUCCAUAGAGCUUACAUUCAUGGCAGGGCCAGGUAGAAAAGAACCCAGGUUGAAGCUCCAUGUGCUGGAUGGGUGUGUCUGGAGAGCUGUCCCUCUGCUGAUGCUCGAGUGGGCUUCAGCUUCAUGGCUGCAGGCUAGGAAAAGCAAGGAUCUGAUUGUGGAAGGAGAGGAAGUCUGCAGUCUUCAUGCCUUGUUUGGCAUCACCCACUCUUGCCGCACAAUAACUCCAUUUGCCCCCAAGAUGCUCAGUGUGCAUGGAGUGUUUCCUUUGCACAAUGUACAAGUGCUAAAGAUGGUCCCCUUCCCCUGGGACCAGCACUGCCAUGCACGACUUUGCACACACAGACAUGGCCUGAGAAACACACAUCAUGAUGCCCAAGUUUAGGACAGCUUCAUUAGAUUUGCCAGCUAGAGUUGUAUUCAUUUGGUAGUUGAGUAAACAAAUAGCCUGUUUUGUAGAGCAUCUGUGCUUAGUCCCCAGUCAUGGGAAGGGAUGCUCUACCCCCUCGGGUUACAUAUUAUUCCUACCCACAAAGCACAGAUCAUAGACACACACACGCAAGCGAGGCUCCAGACUCACGCACCCACAGAUAUAUAGGUUAACGAACCUGCUAUCGUGCCUCCCUCAUAUACAUGAAGUGUCCAUAAUGAGAGCUGCGUUUUACACAUGAAAUAUUCAUUUUAUUCAUGAACUUCUUUGCAGAGUUGCGUCUUCAUUUUAAUUUCUCUCUGUUUGAGUUUGUUGUUAAAGCAGAACAAGUCAUUGGACAAACAACUGCACCUCAAGGAGGCUUCAUUGGUGAUUCACAGGAAUGUCCCCCUCAUGUUUAAUGUAUUCAGCUCUCAUGCAAAGACAGAAAUGCAUACCACAGUGUAUAGAUUAAUGAGCUCAUUUGCAUAGCUGCUUAUGUUAUGAACAUGUAUUCUUGCAGGAUCUCAACCUCUACCUGCAGGAUAAGGUCUACCUGGCUGGCAACCAGUUCACCCUAGCUGAUGUUUUCAUCUACUGUGGAGUCCAUCCUCUCAUAGUAAGUCAUCAGGAUUCAGAUUUUUUUUAUUGCCAUCUGUGAUCGAAACUCUAUUCUAAAUAUGUCUAUACUUUAAAAUCUAUGUGGAUUGUCUGAUAAACUUUAUAGAAAACUUCAGAAUUUCCUCAGUUUUCCGAAGCCUAUUCUUGGGUUAAUGUGAUUGAUACGUUUUGCCUCUGUAUCUUUUCCAAGGAGGCUCUCACCCACCAAUCCGUCCAUCCCUCCAUCCAUCUCUUUCCCUCCCUAUCAGUGCUCACUUCAGUCAAACCACAACUUUAAUAAGCAAUUUGUCACUGUGCAUAACACACAAUCAGACCAGUCAUACGGCCAAAGGCCAUUAAGAGCAAGUUGGCAAUAAACACACGGGUUAUAAACACAUUCUCACUUCUCGUUAUAAAGUGAUGUGGCACAAAGUGAUAUCUUUAGCCCCGGACCAGGAACAAGCAAGUUUGUUAUGCCUUCCAGGAUUUAGAAAAAGUGAUUCCAGAAAUGGGAGAGACGGAAUGAGAGGGAGGGAGGGAGGGUGGGAUCACAUGUUGAGAGAUGUCAGUGGUUGUGGCGGAGAUGGAAGGUUGCCUCCCGCCACCAGGCAGAGGAGCGUCACUUUGGUUUGCAAUCAGUGCGCUUUUUAACCUCGGGGACCAGGGGUCAGCUAGCCCAACCCUUAACCAGCGCCUGUCCUGAUGUUCAAUUCAUGGAAAACAACAUUACACAAACAUUAAACCUGACUGAUGCUGGAAUGGUUUUAGGCUGAACUGUUGUCUAAGUGGGUAUUUCCACAUUCGAGUUAAUUAGAUGACGAAAAAGCACAUGCUUAAUAAGAUUUUUUUUUCCAAGGACGUCCUGAUACAUCCUGGUCUUUGGCUGUUUUCUUGUUCUGUUCCUCCUGCAUUUUGCACUAACAGGGAAACAGGUGUCUUUGACUCCUGCUGUUAAAAGUGGGCAGUUCCUUGAACACUAUAUCAGACUACUUCAUACAGUAAAUUUAUACUCUACUCAUCUCCAUCUCGGGGUACUUCAGGUCACUGAGACUUUUAGACCCCCAACAGAUGAUGGCUCUGGACUCGCUCUGGCUAAAAUUAGAAAGGCCUGUGAAGGUCAGAGCAGUUUUUGUGAUGAGGUCAUAGCCGUCCAAAUUAUUACUAGAUCACCAUCUGCAUUUCCUGUCAGAGACUUCAACCUGACACAAGCAAAUCUUUUGAUUAUAUUUACCAGGAAGGGUAUUUUCUGUAAUGUGUAAAAGAACAGAAACUUUCCAAAUCUGGUAAACAGGUCUUAAAACACGUUUGUUUUCUGCAUUUUCCCUUUAUAUUUAUUUGUCACACAUUAAAAAAAAACAGGAAAACACCAUGAAUGCUGGAUAAAGAAGACUGAUCAGCAUUCGUUAUAGCUUCCAUGUUUUGUUUUUGAUAAACUUCUCUCUCUCUCACCUAGGUUGACCUGGCAGUCCAGGAAAAGGAGCAGUAUGUGAAUGUAACGAGAUGGUUCGACCACAUCCAGCACCACCUGGGCCUCAAACACCACCUCCCCCCAGUAGUCGUUCUCAGGAACAGAAUUUACACUAGCAGACAUCACUAAAACCUGAUCCCAGCCUGACAUUUCACAAGCUCAUCUGUCAUCCGGACGAUCCUGGGAAGAUUAUUCCCCGAAAUCCUGAAGAGUAUCACGUUAUCAUCAUUGUUACAUCGGAGGCUAACUCCUCAGCCCGCCUGUGUUUGGUUGUUCAUUUUAUGAAUCACGAUUCCUGCCUUAAUGUUUUGAUUUUCGUCACACACCUGAACUCCCUCACUUGUUUUGUAGAAGAUAAUCCAGGAAGAUCAUUAAAGUUCUUAAUUUAACUGCUUUAAAGUUUGAGGUACUGAGAAUCCAUCGAGGGAGUUCUUCGAUCAGUCUAUAUUCUUUGAAAAGUCAGUGUUUUUAAUACUCAUAAUGCACAAAACCCAGAAUGACUGUUGUAUUAGACUCAUGCAAAAGAUGAAGUGAGCCUUAUAGCGCGCUAACACUUUAAAUAAGUUAAUUAACUGUAACUACCAAGAAAAGGUAGGAGAAAGGUGCGUUGGUCUUUUGUUGUCGCAGGCCAUUCAGAAGUAUACAUUUAUAUGGUUGUUUUCAAAGGGAAAUGCUACUAGUGUGUUAAAAACAUGUUUUUUUUUUCUAUUUAUGAGUAAUCAUUUGUUGUUGCAAGUGUCGCAGGUUGAAUAAAGACUUAAGACAAUGAUACUUGACAAGGCAGCACUUUAUUUCCUUAGGAAAGGCAGCCUCUUUCAUGCCAUAUCAAUGCAUUCCCAGCAACAGUUUGUCUGAAUAGAUGUGUUUACUGGUUCGACAUAACCCCAUAACAACCGCAGACACUGCUGAGUCCACAUUGUUCUGCCAUCUUGGCCCUGAUGACUACAGUGGGGUCUCUCGCAGCUCAUGACUGUGCUGUUGGUGUAUUCUUUCCUCCUAUUUCAUGUUUCACUCGCAGACAGUUAAGUUUCUGUGUGUGUGUGUCUCUGAUUACAUCCCUGCUCUCUGUCCCACUUCCUCUCCACCAGUCAGUGUGGGCAGCAGUGAGCAGUUGAGCGUCAGCCCCAGAGUCAGAGAUCAGAGUGAGGCUCCAAUCAGUCCCACUACCACCACUGUUGAUGCUGCAGGCCACAGAGAGGGCAGCGGGCUCACCAGCUGCCACACAGAUCCAGCCAGCCAAGGCCAGAACCCAGGCCCCUGGGCGACAGUCAGCCACUGUGUGUCAUUUCAACCCUCACGCUCCCACAGGGGCUACUGGAGAGAGAGAGAGAGGGACAGAGGGAGGGAGGGAGGCCACUGAGAGAGAAAAAGAGCACCCAGAGGCCGAGAGAUCUUUUUGUGACAUGUGAACAAUGAUCCGUGCGUCUGAAAGCCUUUCUGCUGCUGGCUGGAUGUUUGCUAUUAGCACCAUUAACAAGUCAAGUUGUGGCAGCAGAACCUGCUAAUGAAUAUUAUGGAAGUAAUGAUACAUGCACUGAGAAGAGUGGGCAAAUAUAAAACAACAGGCGCAUCCUACUGGAGCUCAUCCAUGGACUAAAUCUGUGAGUUUGUCACGUAUGUAUGUAUUUGUGUUUGCAUCAAUGCGUCUCUUAUUCCUGGUGGAUUUCUGUGAAAAUGCUGCGAUUUCAACCCUGAAUUAUCUCCCCUCUCCUUCGCCACAUAUCAGUGUAUGUGGCUUCAGUGUUUUCCAGUAACUGAUGUUAGCAUUAUGUUCACCCUGUUUCAAUAAAUCACAGCGAUGCGCUGCUCAUGACCCCUGA
This is a messenger RNA of Xyrichtys novacula (pearly razorfish), 8092 nucleotides long. The record is from the annotation of a GenBank genome assembly. NCBI's taxonomy places the organism in Eukaryota, Metazoa, Chordata, Actinopteri, Labriformes, Labridae.